UUGUAACUGCAACACAUCGCGCCAAAGAAAACAAAAAACAAAAAACGCAAGUACAGUAAGUAGUACUCUCUUCUCUGCCCCCAGCAAAAAAAAUAGAACAGAAAAGCAGCCGUCGCGCUUUCGCCAUUUCCACGCCGCCGUCGCGUCUCUCCCCUAUCUGCCGCGGCGCCAUGCUCCGGCUACGAAGCUCCAUCCUCGCCCAUCUCCUACCUUCUUCUCCAGCCACCUCUCCCGCAUCCCCUCUCCGCCGCCUCCUCUCCGUCUCUGCCGUAGCGCCCGCAAUCUCCCCAAGCGCCGGAUUCGCCGCGGAGGACUACCUCAUCGCCAACCGCGGCCUAACCCGACCUCAGGCCCUCAAGCCCUCACGGAAGCUCUCCCACCUCAAAUCCCCCACCGAUCCCGACGCCGUCCUCGCCUUCCUCGCCGGCCUCGGCCUCUCCGAUGCCGAUGUCGCUGCCGUCGUCGCCAAGGACCCGCAGCUCCUCUGCGCCAAGGUGGAGAAAACCCUGGCCCCCAAUGUCGCGGAGCUCACCGGCCUCGGUCUCUCGCGCCCUGAGAUCGUGCGCCUCGUCUCGCUCGCCGACGCCACUUUCCGCUGUAGAUCCAUCAUCUCCGGCCUGCACUACUGCUUGCCCCUCUUCGGCUCCUCCGAGAACCUCCUUCGAGCCCUCAAGAGUGGCUCUGUUCUCGGCUCCGACCUCGAGCGGGUGGUCAAGCCCAAUGUCACCUUCCUGCAGGAGAAGAAAAUUACUAAGGAUGAAUGUGUAGGUGUGGUUUUCAAGACGAAAUAUGAUAACUAUAAAAAGAAAUGCAAAAAAAUCGUAUUGAAUGUACAACGUUACUUGGUUUGCGAUAUUGCCAAGCUCUACGUAAUUAGGCCAUCGCCGCUCAGCAUCAGCACGGAACGCAUCCGGGCAGCAGUGGCCUGCGCCGAAGGUCUUAGUGUACCCCGUAGAUCUCCGAUGUUCAGACAUGCGCUACAAGCUGUUGCAUUCCUCAGCGAGGAGAAAAUCGCCGCCAAAGUGGAGCACUUGAAGAAAGCGUUCAGGUGGUCGGAUGCCGAGGUGGGAAUUGCUUUUUCAAAGGCUCCAGCGUUGCUCAUGAGGGCUAAGGAAUCGCUGCAGCGCAGGUCCGAGUUCCUCAUCAACGAGGUGGGCUUGCAACCAGCUUACAUUGCUCAACAGCCGGCAAUUGUCUGUUACAGCCUAGAGGGGCGGCUCAGGCCCCGGUACUAUGUUGUAAAGUUUCUCAAGGAAAAUGGAUUCCUCAUGCGUGACCCGAGCUACAGUUCUGUUUUCAAGGAGUCUGAGAAGGUAUUCAGGGAGAAGUUCAUAUGCCCUUAGAAGGAAGCUGCACCACACCUCGAAGAAGUCUAUGAUGCUGCUUGUAAAGGGGAACUGUCGACUAAUUUCAGAUUCACAUGAGCCAAGAACGGGCUAUGAUCUGGUUGUUCGCUGUUGUAUGACUCUUAGGUGCUGGGUUGGUCGUUGCUAAUGUGUGAUGGAAUUGUUAAUUUGAUCCCUGAAUACUGAUUUGUAGUGUCAUCACUCAGCAGAGAAGAAACCAUGGAUCGGUUAUGAACUUUUUUGUCCUCAUUCAUGUUUUUAAACACACAUAUUGAAACUAAGUGUGAGAUCAGGCCA
This is a messenger RNA of Triticum urartu, 1643 nucleotides long. NCBI's taxonomy places the organism in Eukaryota, Viridiplantae, Streptophyta, Magnoliopsida, Poales, Poaceae. The record is from RefSeq and is a predicted model, not a curated record.